AUGGCAUUUAAUCCAUUUCUGGCGAGGCCAGACCUCGCCUUGCUUGGUCCGCUGAUGGGCCAAUUCCCUGCACUACCCGGGCCCACCGGAUUCUUCCCCCGUAUCCCAACGGAAAUUGCGGAAUUGUCACACCCGCCGAUGAUGCCCCCUGCCCGACCAUCAGAAGACGACGGUGUAGAAGACCAUCCCCAAGUCGAGCUCGAUGAUCAGGAUCUAUGGAGACGAUUUUCUGACUGUGGCACCGAGAUGGUUAUCACCAAGAGUGGCAGGAGAAUCUUCCCGGCGUUCAAGGUGAAGCUGUCUGGGUUGGACAAGAAGAGCAAGUACACAUUGUUGAUGGAUAUCGUGCCGGCUGACGAGUGUCGAUAUAAAUUUAACAACAGUCGAUGGAUGGUUGCGGGAAAGGCUGAUCCGGAAAUGCCGAAACGCAUGUACAUCCACCCCGACAGCCCGGCCACCGGUGAACACUGGAUGGCCAAGGGCGCCAAUUUCCACAAGCUCAAACUCACCAACAAUAUGGCCGACAAGCACGGAUUUACGAUACUCAACUCGAUGCACAAAUAUCAGCCUCGGCUUCACGUCGUCCGAUGUUCCGAGCUGAUCCAGCUGCCAGUAUCGACGUUUCGGACAUUCGUCUUCAAGGAAACGGAAUUUAUUGCGGUCACGGCGUAUCAAAAUGAUAGGGUGACGCAGCUGAAGAUCGACAACAACCCAUUUGCCAAAGGUUUUCGGGAUUCUGGUGCUGGCAAGCGGGAAAAGAAGCGGGUGAUGCAAAAUGGGUCCCUUGGACAUCCGCCAAGGUCCGAUCAAAGUGAAAGCGGAAGUAGUCCACCUCCAAAGUCUUCCCCUGACCGUCGUGCCGACAGUGCGGAACGUGAUGAAGAAGAUUCUGAAGAUGAAGAACGGGGUCCGGCCGCGAAACGCAUCAAGCACGAAGGACCCACCCACAGCCCAGUUAACCCCAUUACAGGAAUAGGCCCUCCUCCCGGCCUACCGCCACGUGGGCUCCAGCCCGGCCUCUUCCCAUUCAUGAUGCCGCCGCCCGAGCUUUUCUAUUCCCAAAUUUUAUCACAUUGGCAAGCGCAAGCCGCGUUGAUGCAGCAGACAGCAGCUGCCGCCGCUGCUGCUGCUGUCAGCCCUACCGUACCUGCUCUCCCUCCAACCCCUCCAGCCACCGUCCCUCGAAGUCCCAAAAAAGAGCUCGAACCCCAGAUUGCCCGAAAAGGCUUCGGGGUUUGUGAUCUCCUAGCCAAAGAA
Molecule: messenger RNA, 1257 nt
Organism: Mesorhabditis spiculigera
Lineage: Eukaryota; Metazoa; Nematoda; Chromadorea; Rhabditida; Rhabditidae
Source: the annotation of a GenBank genome assembly